Homalodisca vitripennis (glassy-winged sharpshooter) is the source of this 881-nucleotide messenger RNA. Its product is annotated as hatching enzyme 1.2-like. The record is from RefSeq and is a predicted model, not a curated record. NCBI's taxonomy places the organism in Eukaryota, Metazoa, Arthropoda, Insecta, Hemiptera, Cicadellidae. Gene Ontology annotation, biological process: proteolysis. Gene Ontology annotation, molecular function: zinc ion binding; metalloendopeptidase activity. The transcript is spliced from 4 exons. Bases 127 to 852 code for a protein of 241 amino acids.
UUUGCUGCAACUGUUACGUUAUUCAUACAGGUAGCUUAUACAUUGCAUGAAGUACGACAUAUUAUCCAUUAAACAAUAACGAUAGCAAGAUAAACUUCAAGCAUAUUCCUGCUACUCUUAACGAGCAUGUGUACGUAUUAUAUGAUUUUCGUUCUGGGAAUUGUUUUGGGUUGUAUAACUAUGAUUGAAAGUAAUAAUAAGCAGUCUCAGUUUAGGAAUAAACGCUCGAUGAGUUACGCCACCAAGAAUAAUGAUACAGUGUAUUACACGAUUGAUAGCAAAUUCAGUACUAGUCAGAAAAAUUAUAUUUUGCAACAAAUUGCAAAAUUCAACAAGUACUGUGAGAUAUGGUUCCCAAGCGUGCCUGAUAAAAUGGUAUCAGUUCAUUUUACUCCCAAUGAGACUUCUUGCUUCACCCAUAUGAAGGGUAGGACAGGAACGUCCAUUGUCAACCUUGCUGACCGCUGCUUCGACCAGGGUUGGGUGAUGCACGAGAUGGGACAUGCACUGGGUUUCCAACACGAACAUCAAAGGAGUGAUCGAGAUUGCUAUGUAGAAGUAGAUCCAUCAGUUUCAUCAAAUAGAAACUAUGCUAUAUUAACUAUUGAGACAACAUACCCCUACGACUGGACAAGUUUUAUGCAUUAUCGGAGAGGUACCACUUUGAGACUUCGUCCAGAGUUCUAUCAAUAUCAAUUUGAUCAACUUGGCACCUACGAUGCUCUGAGUCCAAUGGACGUUAACAAACUGAACUUCUACUUCUGCCGUCGUGGAAGACACUAUUGCCUUAUAAAUAUGGAUGUAUGUAAGAAGGCGCAAGAGUUUGUUAAAUCAAAAAAAUGUUCCAAAUGAGUGAAUAAAUUUCAAAAUAAAGGAAACAA